This is a messenger RNA of Histoplasma mississippiense, 1398 nucleotides long. RefSeq lists its product with no specific name. The transcript is spliced from 3 exons. The coding region runs from base 1 to 1398 and encodes 465 amino acids. Lineage: Eukaryota; Fungi; Ascomycota; Eurotiomycetes; Onygenales; Ajellomycetaceae. The record is from RefSeq and is a predicted model, not a curated record.
AUGGAUGUUGACGCCGUGCUGCGUGCUCUGAAGGCCGUCUUCCUCUCCGCCGUCACCUGUCUUCUCCUGCCCAUCUACCCCUGCUUCAUCGUCAAGUUCGCGGCCGAGAAGGCUGCCGACGAGCGCAGGGCGGAGGGGCUCAUGCAGCCCAUCGUUGGCCUGACGCUGGCAGAGACCGAGGGCACAGACCGAACAGGGGGAAGAGGAGGAGGAGGAGGAGGCAGAAGAAGAAGAAGAAGAAAACGAAGAAGGCUUUCCAUCACCCCCUCCAUUCUCGAGGAAGGCCACUCCGGCCAUUGCGAAGAGGAGCAGCCGUCCCUCAAGCAGCCACACCAAGGACAGGUUCCUGUCGCCCAGGCUGCCGGUUCCCAGAUAUCUUCGAGCCCCGUCGUUCUCCCUAUCGCUUCCAUUCCCACUGCCGUUCGCCACCAAAUCCAAAUCUCCAUCUCCAUCUCCAUCUACAUCCACCACCAGUCCCCUUUCUUCACGCGGCUGCCGCUCGAGAUCCGCCUGGCCAUAUACCACCACGCCCUCGCCUGCCACCGCGUCCACCUCGUCCGAGUGUCCGGCAAAGUGGCCAGUUGCGCGUGUCCCGAGGGCGUCGAGCCGGGGUUCUCCUGCUUCGUGGGCGGGAGGGCCGACUAUGCGUGUCUGGCUGCCAGUUUCCGUCGGCCGGUGGUGGCCUAUGGCCCGGGGUCGUCGUCGGUGGCUGUCCCGUAUGAGCUGGAGGCGGCGCCCGUGGUGUUCGCGGACGGCGCGACGAGGGGCAUCGUGGGCGCUCUGGAUUUGUUGAGUGUUUGUCGGCGAGUGAAACAAAAACACAACACAACACAACAAAACAGCUACACCGAGGCAAUCACCGUGCUAUACAGGCACCUCACGUUCCAGAUGGACCUCAUCACCCUGCUCGCCCUCUCCAUCUCCAUCCCAAACCACCACCUGCGGGCGAUCACGAAGCUCGAGAUCAGCCGGCCCCCGCUCAACUACAUAGACUCCUGCUACCACCUCCAAUACCUGCCCUCCUUCCGCCGCAUCCGCCGGCCGUCCUCCACCAACUCUUCCUCUUCCUCCUCUUCCUCGGUCCUCUUCCCCUUCCCCCUCCCAUUCUCCCUCCCAUUCCCCCUCCCUCGCAACCCCGCAACCCACCCUCUACAAAAUCAACCGCAAACUCACCUCCUUCACCCGCUACCGCGCCGGGGACAUCCCGAUCUACACGCCCCGCGCCCCCACAGCCUGGGACGAGGCCUGCACGCGCCUCCUCCCGCGCCUGCCGGCCCUGCGCGAGCUGCGCGUCUCGCUCAAGCGGCCACGGACCACCCCGCGCCUCGGCCCGCGCCUCGGCCCGCGCUGCGACGGCUGCGACGGCUGCGGACAGGUGCUGCGCCUGCGCGUCUUUGA